UCGCGUUCAGUUCGCCAAACCUAUUGAGACUUCAAAAAGUUCCCCCUUGAUUCAGCAAACGCCAAGGGCACCGAUCCGAAAUGAUGCGCCUGUUGCUUCUGCCUCUGUUCCUCUUCACGCUGUCGAUGGCCUGCAUGGGGCAGACCUUCCAAUACUCCCGUGGCUGGACGAAUGGCAAACGAGCUCCCUUGUCCGGCCCACUGCUGAGUAGCGGACAUUUCCAGCGUGGCGACGAGCAGCUCGCCAAUCUGUACGACUUCCAGGAGAACGAACGCAAGCUGGAACGCUGUUUGGUGCAACUGCAGCGCUUUGUGGGCAGCAAUCUGCAUCGAUCCUACGCAGGAGCAUUAGCCUACAACGCCAACAAGCCCGACAUCGGCAGCCUCAACGCCCCCGCUCGCCCCAGCGCCAAUAAUAACAAUAACGAUAACAGUUUAUAUGCGAGUCCCCAUCAUCAAUCAAGCGAGCUGUAUGAGGAGCUCAAUGCGGCAGCGGCUGCGGCGGCAGAGGCUGGGGGUCCCCCAUCGGAGCCAAACGAUUAUAACAAACAUUAAAGGGGUUGAGCGGAUGGAGAGCAGAUGGAUGGAUUGGAUGGAUUGGAUGGAUUGAAUCGAUAAUGGCACAUUGAACUGCGCUCUGGAGGCUGGCAGUGGCGUAGACGCGGAACGUUUCUGAGGAUAUUAGCAGGAAAAUGCUACAAAAAUGCAACAAAAAAAAAAAGAAAAAAAAAAAGAAAGAGGAAGUUAUCUAGUAAUUAUGUUAUAUUGUAAAUCUUGAGAGUGGCGUUGGAUAUUUAUUAAUUAUAUUGGCGGCUCAUUUCCAUGCCCGGCGCUGUCGCCCAUCAAAUAUUCAUGUAAAGGAAAGA
This is a messenger RNA of Scaptodrosophila lebanonensis, 865 nucleotides long. Its product is annotated as pro-corazonin. Gene Ontology annotation, biological process: positive regulation of heart contraction. Gene Ontology annotation, molecular function: corazonin receptor binding. NCBI's taxonomy places the organism in Eukaryota, Metazoa, Arthropoda, Insecta, Diptera, Drosophilidae. The transcript has 3 exons. The coding region runs from base 81 to 554 and encodes 157 amino acids. The record is from RefSeq and is a predicted model, not a curated record.